Fusarium mangiferae is the source of this 3054-nucleotide messenger RNA. RefSeq lists its product as uncharacterized. Gene Ontology annotation, biological process: monoatomic cation transport. The record is from RefSeq and is a predicted model, not a curated record. Gene Ontology annotation, cellular component: membrane. NCBI's taxonomy places the organism in Eukaryota, Fungi, Ascomycota, Sordariomycetes, Hypocreales, Nectriaceae. Gene Ontology annotation, molecular function: ATP hydrolysis activity; ATPase-coupled monoatomic cation transmembrane transporter activity; metal ion binding. Bases 1 to 3054 code for a protein of 1017 amino acids. The transcript is spliced from 3 exons.
AUGGGUGCAUCUUGUUGCGGGUCUAAGCCUGAGCAUGUUAGUGCCAGCUUGGAAGAUCAUGACCAUGCGCAUACCGAUCAUGGCACUGAAACUCCUACAGUUGAGCACGGCGAUUCUCAUCAGCAUGUUCAUGUUCACGGUCAUGGUCAUGCUGACAGUGACAACCACGGUCACGAACAUGGAGGAUGCUGCGACAACCACUCUGAUGCCUCUAGUAUCACCUCUCAGGCUUCGACUUGCUGUGGUAGCGAGGAACACUGCAGUGAGAAAUGCAUCUAUGCCAUUGCUGCCCUCGAGUGCAAGAAAGCCUGUGACGACGAUCCAGGCCACGAAGGCUCACAAGAUCAACCCCACGAACACGACCACGGCCUUCACAAGACCGACACAGCCUGCGGUACCCAUCUCGAAGCUGCUUUCAACCAGUACAGCAGCUACCUCGAACAAAUUCGCUGCAUCUGCCGAAGCGCCAUCGAACAGGGGAUGACGUCCCUCGAAACAUGCUGCAUGAGCACCCGAACGACCUCAAACAAGAAGCAUCGAAACAGGCAUGGCAAGAAGAAGGCUGCACCUGUUAUACCAGCGUUCAAACCCUCUGGAACGGGGGGCAAGCAAGUCGACAUUGAAAACGCUGCAAAUCUUGAGACGAUUGGGUUUCUUGUUAGUGGUAUGGAUUGCACCUCGUGCGCAGACAAGUUGCUCCGCAUCUUUGGCAGUAUGACUGGCGUUUCCAACGCUCAAGUCAACUUCGUCAUGGGCAAAGGAGAGUUUGACGUCGAUGUAUCUAUCACCAAUGCUGAGGAGGUUCUGAGCUUUGUGUCUGGGGCAAGCGGCUUCAUGCUCAGCAAGAUCAUCGGCGGGAAUUACUACCUCGAUGUCUUGGCUACAACUUCACAAAGCAAGGAGCUUAUCGACAAUCCGCCUCAGGGUGUGACCGAUGUGCAGUCGCUUGACAAGAAGACAGUUCGUCUGUCAUAUGAGCCGACGACCAUCGGAGCUCGAGAUCUGCUGGAGUCGAUAAAAGACAGGUGUAAUGGUCUGGCUGAACCCCGUGGAGAUCCUCAACUCGAAAAUAGCCGCCGUCGUCUAUGGGAUCAACUCACAAAGACCCUCCUUGCUGCUGCCCUCACCAUCCCCGUGGCAGUAGUCUCAUGGAGCGAGAACCUAGUUGACAAGAAAACCGAGGGAAUUGUCUCGCUGAUCCUCGGUACACUCGUUCAGUGCAUCGCCAUCCCCGAGUUCUACCGCCCUGCUAUUUCCGCUGUUUGGUACAGUCGAACAGUCGAGAUGGACAUGCUUGUCGUCAUCAGCAUCACCGCUGCUUACGUCUACUCCGUCGUUGCAUUCAGUUUCGAAAUGGCAGGUAAACCUCUUGAAGAGGGUCAGUUCUUCGAGACCAGCACUAUGCUCAUCACGCUCAUCCUCGUUGGUCGCCUCAUCGCUGCUUUUGCUCGGGUCCAGGCUGUUUCGGCUGUAUCUCUCCGAUCCAAGCAGAACAAUAUUGCAGUACUCGUCGACAAGGAAGGUGAUCGUGAUAUUGACGCUCGUAUUCUUCAGUACGGAGAUAUCUUCAAGGUUCUGCCUCACUCGAGAGUUCCUACUGAUGGUAUCGUCCUCUCUGGCAAGACUGAGGUAGAUGAGUCUAUGCUUACCGGGGAAACACUUCCUAUUGUCAAGCAGAAGGGCAGUGACUUGAUUGCGGGUACUGUUAAUGGAGAUGGUACUGUUACUGUUCAGUUGACGCGUCUUCCUGGGAAGAACACGGUCACGGACAUUGCGCAGCUCGUUGAGGAAGCAGCCAAGUCGAGACCUGAGAUUCAAGACCUCGCUAACAAAGUCGCCGGUUGGUUUGUCCCUGCCAUGGCUACUGUGGCUAUUCUUGUUCUUGUCAUCUGGGUCGCUUGCGGUAUGGAGGUCCUUGACUACGACGCCGGGAAGAGCGUUGGUAAUGCCAUCACCUAUGCAGUAGCUACUCUAGCAGUUGCAUGUCCCUGCGCUCUUGGCCUUGCAGUUCCCAUGGUUCUCGUCGUUGCUGGUGGUAUCGCUGCUCGAGGUGGUGUCAUCAUUAAAUCGGCUGAUACAACCGAAGGAGCUCGCAAGACGACCGAUGUUGUCUUUGAUAAGACUGGUACGAUCACUGAGGCCGAGCUCGCUGUGACUGAGCAGGUGAGCCUAAACGGAGACAUGGCAAGUAACCUCGCUUUGGCUAAGGCUCUUGUCUCUGGUGGCAAGCAUCCUGUCUCGACUGCCGUUGAGAAGCAUCUAGAAGGACAGUCCAUCAAGGCUAUCCCCGAGGUGGUCAAUGUUCAAGUCGUCCCAGGUGCUGGAGUUGAGGCAGACUACCUCGACUCAACCCUCAGAGCUGGAAAUGCUCGAUGGACUGGAGCUGAUAAGCUGGACGACGUGUCGCGCCUUCAGCAUGGUGGUCUCACAACUCUUGUCAUUACUCGCGAUUCUGUUCCUCUCAUUGUCUUUGGCCUCUCAGCUCAGAUCCGCCCCGAAGCAUUGCGAGUUAUUUCUGAGCUCAACUCACGCAACAUUAAUGUUCAUCUCGUUUCCGGAGAUCAGAUCAAGGCUGUCCAAGCUGUUGCAGCAUCCGUUGGUAUUCCAGCUGAGAAUGUUGUUGGUGAGCGUACGCCGCCUGAGAAGAGAGAUUACGUCGCUUCUUUGAUGGAACAUGGCAAGCGAGUCCUCUUCUGCGGUGACGGCACAAACGAUGCUAUUGCUGUCGCUCAAGCUAAUGUUGGCGCUCAGAUGGGAGGUGGUCUGACAAGCAGCGAUGUGACCCAGGGCGCAGCAGAUGUCGUGCUUCUGAACGGCCUUGAAGGCAUCCCCUUUCUUCUUGAUAUCAGCAAAGUCUCGUUCCAACGCAUGUACUUCAACUUUGUCUGGUCUGCGGUCUACAAUAUCCUGGCGAUCACCAUGGCUAGCGGUGCUUGGGUUGAGUUCCGGAUUCCUCCAAGGUACGCUGGGUUGGGAGAGAUGGUCAGCGUUAUGCCUGUGAUUCUUGCAGCGAACUCUAUGUUCUUUGCUGGGUAUUAUAAGUUGAAGGGAUGA